GAUUAAUGCAAAACAAAACUCAGAUUUAUUAUUUCUAUUUCUAUUUAUUUAUGCUUAUUCUGUCAGUUCUGAGUUAAAUUUUAUUGGGAAAUGAGUUGAGUUGAGAGAAUCAAUCAAACAAAACAAAACACAGUGCUCAGUGCCCUUUCUCACAUUUAUUUUGCUCUAGGGUUUCACUUCUGCCUUCCCUCACAGUCACAUUGUUCUUCCCAACUCCUCAGAAGUUGAAUGCAGUUUGGUGAUACGGAGAGAGGUUGCCCUGUCCUGUCGGUGGCUCUGAUCUAUGUAAAUGCUCAAUGCCCUCCUUGUUUUCUGCGGUUCCAUCUUGCAUUUUUGGUAUGACAUUUCCACGAUGCUAUAUGCUUGCUUCGCCAUUUCAUCACUAGUGUCUUCUUGUCUUGGAAGUUGCUAUGGAAUCUAGGGGUUCAACAAGCUAAAUCAAAGAAUAGUUUGUUUCUGAAAGUAAGGUGAUAAAGCAUGGAGUUUUUGAAAAUCAAGAAGUUCAGAAAAUCUCAGAAAGCAGAUGGAGAAAAGGAUUUGGCAGACAAGGCAGUGCCUGAGCCUGAGGAACCAAAGCUGAACACCGACUGUCCUGAUCAGUGUAAAUCAGAAAACGCAGAUUCUGCAGGUGAAGCUGAGGAUGAUGAUGAUUUUAUUACUAAUGAGGUUAAGAGGAGGCUGAAAGAAUUGAGAAGAAACAGUUUUAUGGUGUUGAUUCCUGAAGAAGAUUCCUGCCCGGAGGAAGGGGAGGAGGAAGAGGAAGAGGGAGAGACGAGCUCAAAUGAAUGGAGGGAUGUGGAGGCAGAAGGUCAGCAAUGGUGGCGUGGUUUUGAUGCUGUGUUUGAAAAGUACUGUGAAAGAAUGUUAUUCUUUGAUCGGAUGGGCACUCAACAGCUUAGUGAAGUUGGCAAAGGUUCACAGUAUACUUCAACUCCAUCUCCAAGAUCUGCUUCAAAGAAGCUGGUUUCUCCCCUUCGUUGUCUUUCCUUGAAAAAAUUUGAAGAACCUGAUGAUGAGACUGAACAUCUUCAACAGCCUGAGCAUGACCCCUACCUGGAUAUUGAAACAGCAUAUGUAGGUCAAAUUUGCUUGACUUGGGAGGCACUUCAUUGUCAGUACUCUCAUAUGAGUCAGAAGAUAUCUUGGCAACAUGAUAAUCCUACCUGUUACAACCACAGUGCACAAGAGUUUCAACAGUUCCAGGUUCUAUUACAAAGGUUUAUUGAAAAUGAACCUUUUGAGCAGGGCCGUCGAGCUGAAAUUUAUGCUCGCACAAGGAACAAUUUGCCUAAACUGCUUCAGAUUCCUAAUAUACGAGGUUCAGAUCAUGAAUUGACUGAUGAUUCAGAGACGAGAGUUCUUGCUCCUGAUCUUAUCAGGAUAAUUGAAAGUUCUAUCCUUACAUUCCACCUUUUCAUGAAAAGGGACAAGAAAAAGUCAAGUGGUGCCACCAGUCAGAACCAGCUUGCAACUCCUCUACAACAGAUUCAGUCGACUCUUGAAAAGAAAGUGGCGAAGCUGAAGGAACUGCGCAGAAAGAAAAAAAGUUGGAAGAAGAAUUCUUGGCCCCAAAAGCAUGAGGACAUUCAUCUUUUGCUUGGCCUUAUUGACGUGAAAAUCCUGGCAAGGGUUCUGAGGAUGACGAGGAUGACUAGAGAGCAACUGUUUUGGUGUGAAGAAAAGAUGAAAAAACUGGAUUUAUCAAAUAGUAGGUUAGAAAGGGAUCCAUGUCCCAUCCUCUUCCCUUGCUAGGGAUCAGUGUUGUAUAUCUGAUAGAUAGCUGCUAAUUAUGUAGCAUCAACUUUAGUUCUUUGUCCUUGGGGGUCGAUAAUUGUUGCUAAUACAACUGCUGGUUUUGAAGACGUCAUCAAAUGGGCUUCUAGUAUCAUCGCCCUACAGCUGUUUAGUUUUCUUGGGGAAGAAUUCGGGCUGCUGUAUGACAAUGAGAGGACAAGAAUGUUUUUCUGUUAUCUAAAAUGUAUUCUUGUUCUGUCAAAAUUGUGAGUUUCCAAGUUGCUUUGUGAAACCUCCAAUAUAACAUUGUUGUCGCGAAUUAUUCUUGUUGGUUCCUAGACUCGAUCUAAUGUUUACAUCAAUGCAUCUUAUUUGUCUUAAA
Messenger RNA from Glycine soja, 2116 nucleotides. RefSeq lists its product as uncharacterized. The transcript is spliced from 7 exons. Bases 478 to 1752 code for a protein of 424 amino acids. The record is from RefSeq and is a predicted model, not a curated record. Lineage: Eukaryota; Viridiplantae; Streptophyta; Magnoliopsida; Fabales; Fabaceae.